Symbiodinium sp. CCMP2456 is the source of this 1602-nucleotide messenger RNA. NCBI's taxonomy places the organism in Eukaryota, Dinophyceae, Suessiales, Symbiodiniaceae. The record is from the annotation of a GenBank genome assembly.
AUGUCCGAACAGGAUGCCUUGCGUUGCAUGCCUGGGAUUGAUGGCCUGCAAUGUGCGCUGUGCAAACAGCUUUUGCAAGCACCUGUCGCAGCAGGGGAUGGCUAUUCGUACUGUCGACACUGCAUCCUGGAAUGGUACCGCAUGCACGAUCGGCAGAACAGGGCUUUGGCAUCGCCGACUACGAACGAACCGCUCGCCGACAGGUUGCUAUUGCCGAAUAUAACUUUGCGAGAUGCGAUUCGUGGAAUUCAACGCCGCGCUGUACCAGCUUGGAACCAAGCUGAGACGGAGCGAGUGGCAUUGCGCCGCGAGGUUCAAGCUUUGUCGCGAAAGAUUCCAGCGAAAGACACGUUGGAUCCUCGCGUGGCCGAUGCGCAUGCAGAGGCGAACCAAUUUCGUGUUCAGCUGGCGAAUACGCAGCAGGAGGUGCAGCGGUUGCAGAUCGAGCUGGAGAGACACCAGACGGUGAUGAAGCACCGUGAUGCGUCGGCAAGGGACGUUGAAAUCCAGGCCCAUGCUGCUGGCCUCGCAGCCGAGCUGAAAUCAUGCAAGACGGAGGUAACCAGAUUGCAGGACGAGUUGGAGAAGACCAGGGGUCAGGCCAAGAACCAAGCGGAGAAGCUGGAAGGUUCACUUGUCGAGCUGCACCGAGUUCGGAUAGCGGAACAAACGUUGCAACAGGAGCUUGCGCGCAUCAAAGCGGAGUACAGUGGGAACCUUCCCCCGAAGCCGGCUCGGGAUGGGCUCGAGUUGGAGAAGGCACGGGCCGCUUUGGCAGAGAGCCUGGUGAAGAUCGCCGACCUACAGGCGCAACUGGUGACGGUGCGCCAGGCAGCUUCACCACCGUGCAGCCCCACAACUUUGGAGCUACCACCUGAGAGCUUGUUGCAAGCUGAUUUGGCGCAGAUGAAGCAGGCGCUCUCCCGGCAGGAUGCCAUUAUUGCGGACCUUCAGACGCAGAUCACGGCGGUCCGGGCAGAGCGCAGGCGAUGGCAGGACCUUUGCGAAAGAAGGGAACAGCGGCGCUUGGAAGCAGAGGAUGAAGUGCUCCGGCUGCGGAAUGAGCUGGCGACCACUGCGCGACAUAACUUGAUGCGCUCCGAACUGGAGCGUACCGCAGAGGUCGUAACGCAGGAGGCCGAGCGCUUGGAGAAGGAGCUUCUGCACGUCCAGGGGCAGCUGCAGCAGUCCAACGGCCAGCUCGCCGAAUUGGCAUCUUGCCUUGGAGUUCCAGAUGUUGAUUCUUCUGACGUCGCUCGCGACUUGAAAUCCAAGGUUCAAUCAUUGGAGGCACAGCUUCAGGAGUGCAAGGGCAAGUUGGGCGACAUAGCCAGCGCAGCGGGAGUGGAUGACGUGGAGUUGGUGCUCAGAUCGAUCGACGACUGGAAAGAGAAGGUCCAUGAGACCAGCCGUGACCUUUACAACCGAGACCAGCUUCUUGCGGAGGCAGCCGCGGGCAUUGCAGACUUUUUGGAGAUCCUGGGCCUGGGAUCGCUGGGAUUGCCCAAAGGUGGUCCCGAGGCCGCUCGAGCAGCCUUGCACGGUUUGGAUGCUGCGGAGGAAGCCGCGGCGAGAAUGGCUCGUGCUGCAAAGGACGGAUGA